Molecule: messenger RNA, 3333 nt
Organism: Cornus florida
Lineage: Eukaryota; Viridiplantae; Streptophyta; Magnoliopsida; Cornales; Cornaceae
Product: putative disease resistance protein At3g14460
Exons: 1
Coding region: 1-3333 (1110 amino acids)
Biological process (GO): defense response to other organism
Molecular function (GO): ADP binding
Source: RefSeq, a predicted model, not a curated record
AUGGGUGGGAUGGGCAAGACAACCCUUGCUCAACUCGUUUACAAUGAUGCUGAAGUAAAUGAGAAAUUUCAUAUGAAAGCAUGGGUCUGCGUCUCUGAUGCAUUUGAUAGUUACACGAUAACAAAGAAAAUAUUUGACGAUGUCACCGCAUCAAACAAUAAUAUCGACAGCCUUGAUCAGCUUCAAAUCAAGUUGAAAGACAGCCUUGCGGGAAAGAAAUUUCUAAUUGUUUUAGACGACGUUUGGAAUCACAAUUAUAAUGACUGGGACCGCUUAAGAAAACCUUUCAGUGCUGGAGUACAGGAUAGUAGGAUUAUCGUUACAACACGCAGUGAGGAGGUUGCGUCAGUAAUGGGCACCAUUCCUAGUCAUCACUUGCAGCAAUUGCCGUUUCAAGAUUGUUGGUCAUUAUUUGUAAAGCACGCAUUUGUGAAUGGAGAUUAUAUGGCUAAUCCAGAGCUAGAGAAAAUUGGCAUAGAUAUUGUGAAGAAAUGUGGAGGCUUGCCUUUAGCUAUUAAAUCACUUGGAGGUCUCUUGCGGUCUAACCUGGAUAUUGAUAUUGACUACUGGAAAUAUAUAUUAAAAAGCGAGAUAUGGGAUUUGAAGAGCGACAUUUCUCCGGCUCUAAGAUUGAGCUAUCAUUAUCUCCCUUCACAUUUAAAGCGAUGUUUCGUGUCUUGUUCAAAAUUUCCUAAAGGUUAUGAAUUUGAAAAGGAAAAGUUAGUACAGUUAUGGAUAGCCGAAGAUCUUGUGCAAAAAUCCAAAAGCAAUACAUUAGUGGAAGAUGAAGGUAACAACUACUUUCGCGAACUAUUAUCAAGGUCUUUCUUUCAGAGAACGAGUGAUAGUAAUUCAUAUUUUGUAAUGCAUGACCUAAUCCUUGAUUUAGCUCAACAUAUAUCUGGAAAGUUUUCUGUUAGGUUAAACGAUGAUGAGCCACUUGAUCAUAUUUGUGAAAAAUUUCGCUAUUUUUCAUUUGUGCAAGGCAUAUAUGACACAUUUGAGAAAUUUAAGGUUGUUAAUGAGGUUAAGUGUUUACGGACUUUCAUAUCAUUUUCAAGAGUUGGAUGGAGGCACUACUUGGGCAACAAGGUACUCCAUGAUAUGUUGUCGAGCCUGAGAUGCUUAAGGGUGUUAUCUUUAUCUCGAUAUGAGAUUUCUGAAUUGCCUAAAUCGAUCGAAAGUUUGAUACUUCUACGCUAUUUGGAUCUCUCUGGGACAAAAAUCAGACGAUUAACUGAUUCAAUAACAACCUUGUGCAAUUUGCAAACAUUAGAUUUGUCAAAUUGUUAUCGUCUCAUUGAGUUACCUGUGAAUAUUGGAAAACUAAUCAACUUGCACCAUCUUGAUGUUAGAGGAACUGCAAUAACAGAAAUGCCGACUCAAAUGAACAGAUUGAAAGGUCUCCAACAUUUAACAUAUUUUGUAGUUGGCAAGAAUAGUGGGUCAAGGAUCAAUGGGUUGAAAGAACUUUGUCAUCUACGGGGAGAACUCUGCAUUUCAGGGCUUCAAAAUGUAACCGGUAGUCUAGAUGCAUCAGAAGCCAAUCUGAAAGGAAAGGUGCACCUUGAAGGGUUAAAACUGGAAUGGUGUGGUGAUACUGAUGAUUCACGAAAGGAAAGGGAAAUAUUUGACAAGCUACAGCCUCAUGAAAUGGUGAAGGAUCUUGAGAUCAUUAACUAUGGGGGCACAAGAUUUCCAAAUUGGUUAGAGAGCACUCCUUUUUGUAAGAUGGUGUCCUUGAAACUUAGUAAGUGUGCUUAUUGCAAUUCCUUGCCGUCGAUCGGCCAGUUACCCUCUCUAAAAUUUUUAAGCAUUGAAGAGAUGAAAGCAAUAGUGGAGGUGGGUCGGGAGUUCUAUGGGAAUGCUUCUUCUUCGACCAAACCAUUUCGAUCUCUGGAGUCACUAAGUUUUGAAAGAAUGCCAGAGUGGGAAAAUUGGCAUUCAUUAGGGGUCGGAGAGUUCUCUUGUCUUUUAGAGCUUUCUUUGUUGAGCUGUCCCAAGCUGACCGGUGAGUUACCCAACCACAUCCCGUCUCUAAGGAAAAUUGAAAUUUCUGGAUGUAAUCGGCUUGUGUCAAAUCAAAUUGGGCAGAUGCUGCAACACACACCUUCUCUCGAGGAAUUGAAAAUUUCUUAUAUGUCAUACUUGACGGUAUUGCCGACGCAGCUGCAAGACCUGAAUUCUCUUCAGGAGUUAGAGAUUAUAUGGAUACCAAAAUUGAAAGAAUUUCCUUUUCAAUUGUGCAAAUUACUAAAACUUGAAUUGUUGAAGAUAGAGGAAUGCGACAAGUUUGUGUCUAUUCCAGGUGUGGGGUUGCCACCGACUGGUGGUCUACCUGCUACAUUGAAAACACUUGACAUCCGGGACUGUUAUAGUUUAGAGUUUCCAAUUCUGUCGGAGGAGGAGACGGAGCGUAAUUACCACUUGACAUGUUCUAUAGAAACUUUGUGCAUAUUCUACAAUUGUGGUCUACUCAAAUUGCUGUCGUUAGGUUUCUUCCCAAAGCUACGUUCUCUAGAGAUCUGGGGUGGCGAAGACAUUUUGUUUCCUAACGAGCUCCAAAAUCUGAUAGAUCUUGUAUUACAUGAUUGCAAUGCAGUUGGACGAUUGUCCGCUCCCAAUCUAACAUAUUUUGAAGUUCGUAACUGCAGUUAUCUGCAGUUGUUGCCGCAACAAAUGCACAGUCUCCUCCCAUCUCUUCAAAAUAUGGUUAUAUCUCAUUGUCCAGAAGUUGAAUCAUUUCCAAACGGAGGUUUGCCAUCCAACCUACGUGAACUUACCAUAUGUAAUUGCAAUAAACUCAUGGAGGGCCGGAUGGGGUGGGGUUUGCAAGCACUCCCAUCUCUUGAAAGCCUCUGCAUCAGCGAAGAAAAAGACGAAGACGACGACAACAACGAAGAAGAAGAAGUAGUAGUGUUGGAGUCAUUUCUGGAGUGGCUAGAAGAAGAAGAAGAAGAAGAAGAAGUGUUGGAGUCACUUUGGGAGGAGUGGCUAUUAGAAGAAGAAGAAGAGUUGGAGUCAUUCCCGGAGGAGUGGCUAUUGCCCACCACUCUUAGUUAUCUAAGGAUUGCAAAUUUUCCAAAUCUGAAAUCACUGAACCACAAGGGCCUUCAACACCUCACCUCUCUUACAAGUCUGAUCAUUGUUAAUUGCCCUAAGCUCCAUUCCUUGCCAGAAGAGGGGCUGCCCAACACCCUCACUUACCUGUGUAUAUUCCAAUGUCCAUUGCUGAAACCACGUUGUCAAAGGGAGAAAGGGGAAGAUUGGCCCAACAUUUUCCGAAUCCCCCACAUAAUUAUCGAUAGUGAAGACAUUGUAAACUUUGACUGA